Molecule: messenger RNA, 789 nt
Organism: Protopolystoma xenopodis
Lineage: Eukaryota; Metazoa; Platyhelminthes; Monogenea; Polystomatidea; Polystomatidae
Source: the annotation of a GenBank genome assembly
UUCGUCUCCUUUCUUCUCCGGCCACGCCUACAGCACGUCACUCAGGGCGCUCGGAAAAAGAUUAUCGUCAGCAUUCUGCAACUGUCCAACAGAGGCUCAGCUCUUGCGGCCGCAGAGUUCCGCCUCUCCCAUUUGUCAGGACCUCCGUCAGGCGUGGCGGCCAGCAACAGCGGUUGCCAGCACGAGGCCUGCUGUGCCUCGAGUCCUCGUUUCGCCCAGGCCGCAGGGUCUACCAACGCGCUGCUCGAGGCCAGCGCCAUCCGCUCAUGUCUGGCCGAGGUACAGGCCUGUCUUGCCACGCCACUGCGUCCAACGCAUGUGCGGUCAGCUGUCUCCAAGUCUUCUCCGGCCCUCUCGUCUCCGUCUCUCCCGGCUCCGGAGGCAGAUGCACCGCCGCCGCCGCCGCUUCAGACAAGAUUGGAUCAGGAAUUGAGAGCCAAAAUGACGGCUGCACCAAGUGGCGGGGAACGCGAGGCGCAGAUCCUGCGACAGAGGCUUCAGAAUGAGUCUGUGGCCAGGCCAGACAAUGGCCAACAUUGGAAGGGACGGGAGCUGAGAGCAUCUGAGGAAUCCAGCCGAUUCAUUGCUCCGCCUAGCAAGUCCAUAGACGAGCAAACCGGCUGGAUCAGUUCGGGUGAGUAUCUAUUUGACGAUACCGACACGCAUAUUGUCUUGAUUUGUCAGGUACACCAAUUGAUCUCACUCGAUCUCGCCUCAAUUUGCUUCUUUAGAAGACAGACUACACUAUUUUCGCUAUUCUGGAAGUACCUUUUAGUGUAUUCACAGUGA